Osmerus eperlanus (European smelt) is the source of this 3604-nucleotide messenger RNA. RefSeq names its product receptor-type tyrosine-protein phosphatase S-like. Gene Ontology annotation, molecular function: protein tyrosine phosphatase activity. NCBI's taxonomy places the organism in Eukaryota, Metazoa, Chordata, Actinopteri, Osmeriformes, Osmeridae. The record is from RefSeq and is a predicted model, not a curated record. Gene Ontology annotation, biological process: protein dephosphorylation.
AUGAGACGCAUCAACUUCCAGACCCCAGGCCCACACGUCCAGGUUCAUCAGUGCCAACCUGCCCUGCAAAAGUUCAAGAACCGCCUGGUCAACAUCAUGCCCUACGAGACCACCCGCGUCUGCCUCCAGCCAAUCAGAGGCCUGGAGGGCUCCGACUACAUCAACGCCAGCUUCAUCGACGGAUACAGGCAACAGAAAGCCUACAUCGCCACGCAGGGUCCGCUGGCGGAGACCACGGAGGACUUCUGGAGGAUGUUGUGGGAGAAUAACUCCACCAUCGUGGUCAUGUUGACCAAGCUCAGAGAGAUGGGCAGGGAGAAGUGUCACCAGUACUGGCCAGCAGAGCGUUCAGCCCGGUACCAGUACUUUGUGGUGGACCCCAUGGCUGAGUACAACAUGCCCCAGUACAUCCUUCGAGAGUUCAAAGUCACAGACGCCAGAGACGGGCAGUCCAGGACAGUGAGGCAGUUCCAGUUCACCGAUUGGCCGGAGCAAGGCGUGCCCAAAUCAGGGGAGGGCUUCAUCGACUUCAUUGGGCAGGUUCACAAAACCAAGGAGCAAUUUGGACAGGAUGGACCAAUCUCUGUCCACUGCAGUGCGGGUGUCGGUCGGACCGGAGUCUUCAUCACGCUCAGUAUCGUGCUGGAGAGGAUGCGCUACGAAGGGGUGGUGGACAUCUUCCAGACCGUCAAGAUGCUGCGGACGCAGAGGCCAGCCAUGGUGCAGACAGAGGAUGAAUAUCAGUUCUGCUAUCAGGCUGGUCUGGAGUACCUAGGAAGCUUUGAUCACUAUGCAACGUAAAAAGCCAUCUCGCCCCCUCAGAAUCCUGCGUUCCCCCACUCGACAGUCUCCUGAGCCAUAGAAACUUGUUUUAAAUUUGACACCACCACCAACAACAACAAGACUAACCCCAAGAAAUAUCCAAGCCAAAAGGAAAGAGAACCCAUUGUAGAGCUUUCCGAAGAAACCUGUUAAAAAAAGGCCAACCAUUUCAAUUGUACUGAGUGGACCUUGGUACUGGUGAGGAAAAUGUAAGGAUUCCAUCAGCAGAACAACUGGCAUCCUCGCUGACCGAUAGGAACCAAAAACAGCACUGAGCUGUGGGGUGGGAACGAUCAAAGUGACGGACUGCGUACCUUACCUCAAGUGUUCAGACAUGUAAACAUUUUGUGAACAUCUAUUAAAAAAGGAAAUUAAAAAAAAUAUAGUGCCGUACAGUACCAACAUCGCAAAGUUAACCGUCAGUGAAUGAAGGAAAAGCCAGAGUGACGAAGCUGAAAACCUAACGGGACUAAGAGACAGUUAUACUUAUAUGUUGUUUAAAUGGUUGCAGUUCCCGCCUUUUCUGAAACGUUAUAGCGAUGGGGUGAGAGCAAAUGUUCAUGGUUCAUGGAAAUGUGAUGAACACAUUUGAAAACUGCUAUCCAGAGAGUUGGGGAUGCUGUGGUGGCCUGUGUACACACAUGAUUGUCCCCAUACAUUGAUCACCAACAAGAUGAACACACCAAGGGAGCAGGAGUAGGACUGGAAGUUCAACGCAACCCAACACCCACCCCCUCUCGCCACCUAGCUAGCAAACGCCCAUAGUGUAAACGCCAAACUAAUCAAACGCUCGCCAUCGUUGAAGAGCAACCCUACCCAUUGAACUGUCAAGGCUUUGUGGAGCUCAGUCUCCACAGUUGGCUGAUGAUUGCAUCUCUAAGGAACAACGAAUGGUAGGGUGUUCUUUUGCUUGUUGUGAAAUGCCAAUUCAAUCACAUACCAGAUCAGUUUCUCGAGCACUUGAAGGCGCGUACCACAUUCGGUGCUCUCAAGGACAAAAACCCAACAUGUUUAUAUAGUUCCUGGAGGCGUGGCUAAGUGGCUCAGCCGCCACUGACACUGGGGGAGAAUCUUUCUUACCAAGCUAGUGAUGUCGACGUACGAUUGGUGACAUGGGAGACAUGACCAUAUCCCCUUGACUUUUUACCAUCACUCUGCCAUUUGGAAGGGAAAUAUCGGGAAGGCUGUUGAAAAAUGGAGGGAAUCACCAAAUGAGGAUUGGCAGCAACUUGUGGAUAAUGGUGACAACUGGGCUCUCUCUGCAAAUGUGUACAGCGACCAACACCCAUUGUCAUCACCUCUGACUUUUGUCUCACGAUUAAUUGUACUUUUCUUCGUUUUGCUUUCCUGUCAAAUACCAAACAUGCUGCUUAUCUCCUGUAUGCUGUAAGUGUGACUCUUCGAUAGGGGAUCUUGAGGACUUGAGGAUGGCCCCCUGACUCGCCGGGCCACUCGAAGGCCGUGGCCGGAAACAAACCCACAUGUUUGUUGUUUCUUAUUGUCCUCUCUCUUUGGCAUCCUCAGCACUCACCAUUUCACCAGACAUUCAUUCAAGAAUCAAUGAGAGAGGCAAAAGCCUUGUGGGGGCUAAUGGUACGGGGGGGGGGGGGGGGGGGGAUUUGAAUUUGGAGCUCCGGUUUAUGUUGUGUGUUGAUAAAACAGAAGAACACUGGCUUUUUAACUCCCAAUUUUUUGGUGGAUUACUGAGGAUGAGGCAGCCAUGGAAUGCGUUGCCUGUGACAUAGAAGGGACGUGCCCUUAUACAAAUUAUACUUGCACAUCAAAAAACUUGAAAUGGUUUCUCUCAAUGUUCGCAGGGCCAAUUUUACACACUCGAUAUAUGUGAUAACGACUUCACUUUCCAUCCCCCUCCUCCCCCCUCAACUUUCUUUUUCUCGAGAGGUCAGUGCUACAGGUGUACUCCAGAGUAUGUUUUUAAGAUUUUUGAAUAGGUAUGCACACUAACAGCGUGAUGAAAGGAAGUGUGUAGUCUUUCUUAUUUCCAAAAAAGCCUUAUUGUUAUUUGUAACAUUAUGAAACAUUAAUGUUGUAUUAUGAUGACUAUUGUUAUUUUACUUUACAUAGCUGACUUCUUAUUUUCAUUUUUGUUUCGUUUUUUAACAGAGAUAUUGUAUCGGUUUUUUGGGGGGGAUUAGCAGGAAAAAGUAAAUGCUUACUUGUUCAUAUUACGUUAAAAGACAUUCUAUUUUUUCACUGUAGAAAUGUUAAGUAUAACGUGUUUGUGUAAGUGUGCAUAUAUAUGUCUAUAUUGCACAUUCACACAUACAUAUAUUUAAAUGGGAAAUAUAAAGAUAUAUCCACACUGUUAGUAUGAUUUUUUUUUGAGUUUUUCCUCUUUUUGUUUCCUUUUUUGUAUCACCCAUACAUUUUGCUCAUUUAAGAUUGUUUUCUUUGUUUCGUUUUUUUUCCGUUUUUUUUUUACCAUAACCUUGGGAAAUAUUGAGUGUUUCUCUGGAAACAGUGAAGGGAUGUGAAUGGCCAAGCGCCACUCCUACAAUGCUUUUAAAAUUCCUACCAUUUGGUAGACCUGUGCCGAUAAGGAGAUGGUGUUUUUAAUUGUUAUUCAAAUUCUUAUUAUCAUUAACUCUUAGUCAUUAGUAUUCGUUUUGAGUAUUAUUUUAUAAUUAGUAGAUUAACAUGUCUGUAAAGCAUAACAUUUCAGGCAAAUAACAUUGUUACCCAUGGUUCCAUUCUGAGUUAACCAGAUGAAACACUCUGCUCACUUAGUCUUUUUAUAAAGACUUUGAUUUCCUCUUUUAAA